AAUGACACAUAACCUCAAAAUAAGCAAAAUAAAAUGUGUUUACCUUGUUUUCGAUGAAGAUAAAAUUGAUAAAAUCAUAAAAUAAGGUUUAAUAAAACGAAGAAGAAUAAAUAGAAAUGAGUCAAAUUUUAAACAAAGUUCGGGACUUGGAUCCUCACGAUGCGGAUGCCGCCAAGGAAGCCUUAUCCUCGUUUUUCCCUAAUUUAGCAAAACACAAAGAAGGUGACUGCGUGCGAUGGCUGCGAGCGCUAGAAAGUGUUAUAAACCGAUUUCCGAAGCUCUGUGGUUCGCAACGGGCAAAUAUAGAAAAGUACAUAGUCCAUUUUUUGGACUCAAGUAAUUACAACACUGUAAUGGAAGCUGCUAAGUGUGGUCAUGUAUUACAGCAGGUGCGGCCAGGGCAAGAAAAAGCAGCCACACCAAAAGUCUGCUGGCGGGAGCUCAUGGGCAGCCUCUGCAAUGCUGUGCACUCUCUGCUCUCUGAGAUGUUUCCUAAUGCAGCUAAUAUUUAUAAAAGCAAUGGAGAAUUAGAGAACAAAACAGCAUCAGAUUCAAUAUUGCUGUCCACCUUGAGUAAGCUUUCCAUAGUGUCCGGUCAGGAGCGCAUACUGAACAGGGAACACAUACUGCGCUCACGGCUGAACAAUGUGUUUGUCUUCAUCCAAGCUAUGCUCGUUGAAAUAUAUCCAGUGGGCAAGCCCGUGCGGCCGCAGAUCAUUCUAGACGCCGUAAUACGCGCGCUGGGAGCGAGCGCGGACGCGCAGAGUGUGGAGACGGUGAGCGCCGUCAAGAAACAGGCGCUGAGAACGCUGGACGCUCUCGUGGCUUGUUUGGGAUCAAAUCUGAUACCGUUCUCGCCUCUAGUCUUCAAAUGCGUGAUGCAGACUCUGCGGUGGAGCUCAGAAAAUCUAAAUGAAGAAACCAGCGGUGUUCGCAUCACAGCUUACAACAGCCUGUCCAGUUGGCUGAGCUGCCUGCGCUGCCACCGCGCGCCGGCGCGCGGCCGCGGCUGGCACGACGAGCUGGUCGCGCACAUAGCCGGUGACGUCACCCCUCAGACGCACACCGUGCAACUUACAAUGAACAAUCCACCGCGCAACCUGUCUAAGAAGCAGAAGAAGAAACAAGCACGAGUCAUGUUACAACAGAGCUCCAUCGCAAACUACGCGCCUGGUGCAAACAACAAAACUACGACGUGUGUGGAGUCGAACGAGCAAACAGCUAUAGCGGCGCUGGAGUGUACGGAAACGUUCCUGACGGUCUGCGGGGUAUUCCUCAAGCCGGCCACUCACAAGGUGUUCCACGAACUCCUAGUCCGCUCGUGCUUCCACCUGCCGCCACCCGGCACCGCCGGCGGCGGCGCGCGCGGCCUGGCGCUGCUGCGCGCGCUCGAGGCGGCCCGGCGGAGCGCCCCGCCGGGGGUCCCGACCCCCACACAAUACUGCCUGCAGCUGUACAGUACCUCCAUCAAUAGCCAGUGUAGAGAGAUAUCAAAGUUCUGUACCCAAGCCCUCCUCGACAUAAGGCUGCAUCUACACUGCUCGCCGCCGUCGCUCAGCUUCGCCGCCGACACGCAGACUGGAAAGAACGACGUAGAAGAGAAGAGAAGCAUGUCCAGGAGGAACAGGGAGGCGCUUGCGUCACUGCUGGGAGCUGAUAAAGUACCAGCAGAAACCUGCGAAAUAGAAGAUGCUCCGGAACCAGAGGAGCCUGCCAACAAGAAGCCCCGCAUCGACACUGACAAAAUCAGCCUCAGCAGCUCCUCCGAGCACUCCAUACAAAUCUGUGACUCGGACUCCGAAGAUAUUGAAGAAGUACCCAUGGAAACACAUCAACCCGAUGAAAGUAUAGUUGUACAUGCGGAUGUCCAUGAGAUAUUGACCGAAGACUUAGACAAAACUGACAUGUCAACAGAAUAUGAAAAAGUUGAUACACCGAAGUACAGUAACAUUCAUGAAGCGACAACGCAAAUGCCAAUAGACACAGUAGACGGAGACAGUCUAUCCGGGAAAUCAAACGAAGUUGGCUAUGGUUACCCUAACACAGGAAAGUCGGUGGCAGUGCUUGAGAAUCUAGAAGAUGAGAAUUUGCCUGAUACUAAUGAUACAGAUGAUGUUCAUAUUACAUGUGGACAGGUCGCGGUUACACCUGAAGAAGAUAAUAUUGAUAAAGAACCUAAGGUCAAUGGAGUAAAGUCGCCGGUAAAAUCGCCUGAAAAACAAGAAGUAGAAGGAAGUGUGACGGUUAAAAUGGCGGUGUCUAACGAGGGGGUGUCUGUGGAAGAUAUGUUGGCUGAUUUUGUUGACGAAGUCAAUGAUGAUAAUAUUACGCAAGCUUGAUAUUUUUGCUAUCGUUAAGUGUAGAAUUUUGAAAAUAUACUAUGAAAUACU
Messenger RNA from Cydia fagiglandana, 2390 nucleotides. Its product is annotated as proline-, glutamic acid- and leucine-rich protein 1-like. The coding region runs from base 117 to 2339 and encodes 740 amino acids. Lineage: Eukaryota; Metazoa; Arthropoda; Insecta; Lepidoptera; Tortricidae. Gene Ontology annotation, cellular component: nucleus. Gene Ontology annotation, biological process: rRNA processing. The transcript has 13 exons. The record is from RefSeq and is a predicted model, not a curated record.